UUGUUUCUAAUCAUCAUCCACACAACGAAAAAUGGUUAAUAUAUUACUUAGUCUCUUUCUUUUUUCGCUCUCAAUGCAUUGUUUCAAUGCUUGCUUAACUUUAGAAACAAGUAGCAACCAGUCAACCAAUCAAACUUUCCGAUCAGAAGAAUUUCACAAGCCUGCUGUUGUUAAGACAAUUCAAGAUCUUCCAAAAAGACCAAUAGGUCAUAACCAAACAGAUAUUUUGAGUGACAACAUGCAAUUCUGGAGCUCCGAAGGAACACAUUCAAUUAGAAGAACAAAACAAGACAUAUUAAGAACUAAAUCUAUUAGCAGGUUUGGAAGAAAAUUAAAUCAGGUCGGAACGAACACCGGUGAACAUCUGUAUGCAAUUGCACGUGUGAAUGGAGAUAAGUUCUAUGGAGCAAAGGCUACCAUAAAUGUGUGGAGACCCUAUGUGGAAAAUAACAGUAAUAAUGAUGAAUUCAGCUUGUCUCAAAUAUGGGUCACUGCUGGUUCAGAUGGAGAACUCAACACUAUUGAAGCUGGUUGGCGGGCGGACCCUAAAUUUAACGGGGACAAUCUCCCUAGAUUGUUUAUCUUUAUGACGAAGGAUGGAUAUCAAACUGGAUGCUACAAUCUUGGGUGCGGUUUUGUUCCAAAUACCAAUAGCGUAAUUACACUUGGAGCUCCAAUUUCUUCAACUUCAUCUACGUAUAAUGGACAGCAAGUUGAAAUUACCUUAUCAAUCUAUAAGGAUCAAAAGAGUGGGAAUUGGCAGCUUGAAUAUGAAUCUGGAAAUGUAAUUGGAUAUUGGCCAUCCUCUUUGUUCACACACUUAAAUGAUGGUGCAACUGAUAUAGAUUUUGGUGGAGAAGUGUCUACAACAAAAAAAGGGUCUCACACAACAACCCAAAUGGGUAGUGGACAUUUUCCAGAUGAGGGUUAUGGAAAAGCUUCAUAUUUUAGAAAUAUACAAGUUGUAGAUUCUGAUAACAAGUUUAUUCCGUUGCCAAAUGUCAAAUAUCAGGCGGAGCACCCAAACUGUUAUAAUAUAAUUGGAGGAGUUAGUAACCAGGGUCAGAAUUUCUUUUACUAUGGUGGACCUGGAAAGAAUGUAAACUGUCCCUAAUUCAAAAUUCGAGUUAUAAAGGUGAUACAUGAUACAUCGUUGGUACCAUUACCACCUCCCAAAUUCCUGAAGGGAAUAAGAAAUAAAAUAUACUAGGACAUACUUUAAUGAUACUUGCAAUAAUAAAUUUCAAGCACUUUGUUUAUAAUGAUACUUGCAAUAAUAAAUCAAAUAUCUAUAGUUUUCUAUAAUGUCAUUGUGUCAAAUUUGGA
Molecule: messenger RNA, 1326 nt
Organism: Medicago truncatula (barrel medic)
Lineage: Eukaryota; Viridiplantae; Streptophyta; Magnoliopsida; Fabales; Fabaceae
Exons: 7
Coding region: 32-1114 (360 amino acids)
Source: RefSeq, a predicted model, not a curated record